AUGGAUGGUGUUGUACAAGCCGUCUCGGACAAGCGGCAUGAAAUCAAAUUGAGUCCUUCGGUGCUCUUCAUGGCUUUGCUUUGGUGGUUAUGCUAUUUGGAACGAGAGCAACAAAGGACCUUCUUGUUUCUGGUGUUUUUUUUCAAGUUGGCGGAAUACUUCUAUUUUCUCGCUGACGACUUGCAGCGGUAUCAGACGGAACCCUGGUGGGAUGUGCCUAAAAUCCCGAAAGUCCUCGGAAUGUUGGUCGUCUUUUGGACUGUGGCAUGGUUGACUGCGCAAUGGCCGAUGGCGGCGCAAGACCAAGACGCUGACGAGAAACUUGGCCUUCCGGGAGAGGACGACAGCUCGGCGGAAUCCCCGGAGGACAACGAUUCUUUGAUUCCAGAGCAGCAGCAAGCAGAAAACAACAACGAACCGCACCGCAGAUAG
Molecule: messenger RNA, 432 nt
Organism: Seminavis robusta
Lineage: Eukaryota; Bacillariophyta; Bacillariophyceae; Naviculales; Naviculaceae
Source: the annotation of a GenBank genome assembly